AUGCACAUCCUCCCUCUGAAUGCCACUCACUCCUCUCCUAACUGUUCUCCCACUCUCCUUGAUUUAAUAUUUGUCUCCUCCCCUGACCAUGUUGAAAAGCAUGGUCAGUGCACAGCCGUAGAGUUUUCUUACCAUGAUCUCAUAUUUUUUUCCUAUAAAGUCCGGCCGCCUAAAGCUAAGCCAAGAAUUCUUCUGCAGCGCAAUUUUGGUGGUAUUGAUUUGGAUCUUUUACGUAAAAAUGCCGCUGAAAUAGACUGGUCUGACGUAUUUAUUGCGUCAGGGGUGGAUGAUAAACUACAUAUUUUUAAUUCUCAGCUGAUCCAGUUAUUCGACAAACAUGCUCCUAUUCGACCAGUACGCAUGAAACAUCUCCCUGCCCCUUGGCUAACAACUGAAAUCAGAAUACUACAGCAGUUGAAGAACAGUGCUAGAACUCGGUAUAAAUUAGAUCCAAGCCCGUCCAAUAGGGAGAAAUAUAAAAAAUAUCGAAAUCGCUGCAACAAGGCGUGUAGGGAUGCGCAACGACGCCACAUCCACAAAUCUGUGUUGGAGGAAUCUGACCCUGCGAAAGUCUGGAGAUUCCUCAAGUCACUCGGAGUUGGCAAAAUCAAACAACAAAUUGCUUAA
This is a messenger RNA of Melitaea cinxia (Glanville fritillary), 627 nucleotides long. RefSeq lists its product as uncharacterized. Lineage: Eukaryota; Metazoa; Arthropoda; Insecta; Lepidoptera; Nymphalidae. The transcript has a single exon. The record is from RefSeq and is a predicted model, not a curated record. Bases 1 to 627 code for a protein of 208 amino acids.